Pleurotus ostreatus (oyster mushroom) is the source of this 678-nucleotide messenger RNA. RefSeq lists its product as uncharacterized. NCBI's taxonomy places the organism in Eukaryota, Fungi, Basidiomycota, Agaricomycetes, Agaricales, Pleurotaceae. The record is from RefSeq and is a predicted model, not a curated record. The coding region runs from base 1 to 678 and encodes 225 amino acids. The transcript has 2 exons.
AUGUCAACCACUACCGUAUUCUCAGCCGCGACAUCCGUAACACCCUUCCUUGAAACAGUCUCACCGACGCCUGCCGUAACUACGACCCCCAAUCCAGGCGGCGUCAACAAUGGAGGCAUGCAGAAAGGAGCUAACUAUUUCUUCGGCUUCCUCAUCGCAUUCAUCGCGCUCCUCCUCGUAUUCGUGGGCUGCGGGGUCGGCACCCGUCGUCGAUUUAUGAUGCGAAGGGGUGUGAUGGGUGAUUGGGCUGGGCCAGCCUCGCCAUACAAUGAAUCGGCGCCGCAGAAGGAACCGCUGUUCGUUGAGUCGUGGCUGGAAAAGGGGGGAGAUAGAUGGAAGAAUAUGACACCGCUAUCGACGACAGCCAUCCGACCCCGGCCCAAAACACCUGAACCUUCGAUAACUCCAUUGCCAGUGACCACCUUGUCGAGCUUCCGACAGCUAAUCCCGCACCCCCACUUCCCUUUCCGAAGACAUCUUCCCCCGUCGACAGUAGUCAAACAAGAAAACUCGGAGACUACUCCUUCCCCUGAAUCACUUGCCGUAACGGUCAUGAUAGCGAUGCCAACUCAAAAAUCGGAUGUUGAACACCAACAUCAGGAAGACGAACCCUUACCGGAGUACAGCUUUGGUGUCGCGCAGGUCGAUUGGCGGGGCAAGCAUUGGAUAUCUUCAUGA